This is a messenger RNA of Sphenostylis stenocarpa, 894 nucleotides long. The record is from the annotation of a GenBank genome assembly. NCBI's taxonomy places the organism in Eukaryota, Viridiplantae, Streptophyta, Magnoliopsida, Fabales, Fabaceae.
AUGGUUCCACAGUCAGUGAUUCCGCAAGUCUCCGAUUCACGUGGCGUGUUAUCAGAAGGUUCCUCCCACGGGUUUUACGAUUGGCUAUUCGAAUGUCACGGUUUCUGGCACAAUGUCAUUCUCAUCAUUCCCUCCUUCCUAUUCGUCCUGUACCUGGCACUUCAAACCAAACACAGUCUCCACAAACUCUCCCUUGCUCGCUCAUACAUCAUCUUCUCGUACAACGCUUCGCUCUGGAUCGUUACUCUUCUCAAUCUCGCUUGGUGCUUUCUCCAGGCAUGGGAGUGCACAUCUAGAAGAGAGUUGGCGUGGAACUUGUUAUCCUUGUUUACUACUUCCGGAAUGCUAUUUUUAGAAGUGAGCUUGGUAGCCUUUUUACUUCAAGGAAAUAAUGCAGGUGGCCUAGAAGCAAUGAGACGGACUUUUGGUAUCUCAACGCUCGUUGUUGGCUUGGAUAUUCUGUUGAAGGCUGCAUAUCUAUUCAUAUUUGAGAUCCGAUUAUUCGUCGACAGUAAUGAGCAUGCGAAUCAAGUAAAGUGGAAUGUUUUGGCUGUCCACAAGCUAUUGCUCACUGCUGUUUAUGGCUUCAUAAUGUUUAUGUACCAUUCCGGAUGGAGAGAAGCGUUGCCUGCAAAAAUUGCCUUUUACAAGUAUGUUGCUGUCAUGCUUAUUUUUAAUGUGAUUGCGACAUUUGCUUGUGGCCUUAGUGGAAACCGUGUUGCAUUUGGUUUCUGGUUGUAUGGUGUCGCGGUUGUCUUUUACCAUGCAUUUUACCUUCCUUUUUUGUUUACAACAUUCCAAGCAGACUUUUUUCAGGAGGAAAAUUUUCAUUUGGAAAAUGUGUAUUAUUCCGAGAUGAAAGAUGCGGGUUUCUUCGACACAGAUUGGGAGUGA